CGCUCGCAGUCAGUCAGUCAGUCGGUAGGACUGCGAGGCCCGAGCACGAAGCCUCCGAGACGCGGACACACACCUCAGCGCACGCGGUCACUCGCUGACACAGACUAUGACCUCUGGCCGCUGAUUGACGCCAUGGACGCGAUCACGCUCGCCUCUUGCGGCCUCGCAUUCGCACUCUACUACAACACGCUCGACGCCGGCUUCGUCUACGAUGACAGUCGUGCCAUUCUGACGAACCAGGACGUGCUGCCGUCGACACCGGUGUCACGCGUGUGGCAGGACGACUUCUGGGGUACGCCGCUGGGCCACAGCGGCUCGCACAAAUCGUACCGGCCGCUGACGGUGCUCUCGUUCCGCGUCAACUACCUGCUGCAUGGCUUCCGGCCGCAGGGCUACCACCUCUUCAACGUGCUGCUGCACUGUUUGGCCACGGCGCUGGUGGCGCGCACCGGCCGCCUGCUCUUCGGCCCGCGGCGGCCGGUGGCCGUGGCCGUGGCGGCGGCCGCCUUCGCCGCCCACCCCGUCCACACGGAGGCCGUGGCCGGCGUUGUUGGCCGCGCGGACGUGGCCGCCUGCGUCUUCUUCCUGCUCUCGCUUCUCAGCUACGCUGCGCACGUGCGCGUGCGCGAACGCGUCGAAGCGCUGCCCACCCCCGGCCCUCUGCUGGCCGCACGCAAAUGGACGCUGCUGCUGGCUGCCCUCCUGCUGGCCGCCUGCGCAGGCCUCGCAAAGGAGCACGGACUCACCGUGCUGCUCGUCUGCGCCCUCUACGACCUCAUUAGGCACCUCGGCCGCAACCCUGACUUCAAUCCUGCCCACCUCUUUACCAAGAGGGUGAACCGCGGCCUGUCGGAGAGCUUGCUGGUGCUGGCGGCCGGCCUGGGCGUCCUGCUGCAGACCAGGCUGUACCUGAUGGGCGGCCAAGUGCCUGAGUUCGCCUCCUGCGACAACCCUGCGGCCCGGUCCAAAUCGCUGAUGACCAGAUUUCUCACCUUUGCCUACUUGCCAGCCUUCAACAUGCUCCUCAUGGUGUUUCCCAAGUGGCUCAGCUUUGACUGGUCGAUGGAAGCCAUUCCCAGGGUGAAAUCCAUUUGGGACCCGCGCAACCUGUUGUCGGUGGUGCUGUACUACGGGUUAUUCCGUGCCGGCCGCCGUCUCCUGGCUCUGCUCCGCCGCCCCCAGCACCCGCAGCGGCCGAGCAAAGUGGCUAAGCGGUGCACAGUGUGCCACUUGUCGUCCGGGGGACACAACAACAACAACCACCCAACGCCCAAGGUGGCGGGCAAAGUGUUCCGGCCGCCCAAGGGCGCAGAGGCGGCCCUCGUGGGCCUGGGACUGAUUUGCGUACCCUUCCUGCCCGCCUCCAACCUUUUCUUCUACGUUGGCUUCGUGGUGGCCGAGCGGGUGCUCUACAUCCCCUCGGUCGGCUACUGCCUCCUGCUGGGCCAGGGGGCGGCCGAGUUGUGGAGGCGGGCCGCCCCCAAGCAGCGCAGGGCCCUCUUCAUGGCUGCGCUCGUCCUGCUGGCCGCCUUUUCGGCCCGCACCGUGCAGCGCAACCGUGACUGGAGCUGUGAGGAGAACUUGUACCGCUCCGGAAUUCCCAUCAACCCUCCUAAAUCUUACGGCAAUCUGGGCAACGUGCUGAGCUCGCAGGGCCGCCUGACCGAGGCCGAGUGGGCCUACCGAAAGGCCCUCAGUCACCGCAGCAACAUGGCUGACGUCCACUACAACCUGGGCAUUUUGCUGCAGGGAAGAGGCCUCAAUGAGCAGGCAAUCGAGAGCUACAGAAGAGCCAUUCACUUCAGACCCAGAUUGGCAGUGGCGCAUUUGAACCUUGGCCACGCGCUGGAGCAGGUUGGGCGCAGCGCGGAGGCGGUCCAGGUGUACAAGGCGUGCGCCAGUCUGGACGGCACGGGGCUCAAGGAUCCCAAGACGCACGAAGCCACCAAGAUUUCGGCCCUGUUCCACCUUGGUCGCCUCAACGCCGACCAGGGCCGCUUCCACGAGGCGGCCAUCAUCUACAGAGAGGCCAUCGACAAGAUGCCAGAUUAUUAUCAAGCGCAGUCUCUGUACAACAUGCUGGGCGAGGCUCACUACAGACUGAACGAAUUCGCCGAGGCUGAGAGGUGGUACAAAGCAGCCCUGCAAGCGAAACCUGAUCACAUCCCAGCGCACCUAACCUACGGCAAGAUGCUGGCGAAAAACAAAACGAGGCUGUCGGAGGCGGAGCAGUGGUUCACCAGGGCCAAGCAGCUGGCGCCCAACGACUCCAGCGUCUACCAGCAUUUUGGCCAAUUUUUGUCUGAGCUUGAGCGGCACGAGGAAGCAGCGCAGCAUUACGUCAAGGCGGCCGAACUGGCCCCUGAUGACUACGAAAUCGUCUUCAACGCCGCCAAUGCCUUAAGACAAUCGGGACAGAACGCCGAAGCCGAGCGGUUCUACAGACACACUGUCACCCUCAGGCCAAAGGACGCGAGCAGCCACAUGAACCUAGGCGCGAUGCUGCACCUGAAUGGCAAGUACGCGCAGGCGGAGGAGGCGUACUUGGAGGCGCUGCGGCUCAAACCGGAUGACGACACGACGCUGACCAACCUGCAGAAGCUGUACGGCCUCAUGUCCAGACUCAGGCACGCGUAGUGCACGCGAUCGGACAACAAGUGAAAUGUAUUUAAGCUAGAGAAGAAUGCUGUGAGAAUUUCAGUCUGAUUUUCGGUUUGUGCGAAUUUGAGUUGACUGUUCUUCAAGAACACUACGUGCUAAUUUGAUGCGGAUAGAUUCUAUUCAAUUGGGUGGGGUUCUGAACUGAGUGAAUAACAUGCUUUUGUAAGGAUUAGCCUGAUGGAGAGAGUGAGGCAUGUUUUACGAAUUCCGAUAAUAUUGGUUAUCGUUUUCGGUGGCGGCAUAUCAAAGAACCAAUAAUAUUGGAAAAUGAGGCCAAUCAUUGAAGCAACAAAAUAUUUUAUAUUUUCAAGCUCUCUGAAAAAAAAUUGGAUUGAGUGGAAAAAUCUUUUGUCGCUUGGAAUUAAAAAAUAUUUGGGGAAUCGAUUCAGGAAGGCACGCGUAAAAUUUUCCUUUCUAGAAUUUGUUAUUGGUAUUAAUAUCAUAAUUUUAUUAUUUGAAAUAGCUUGGAAAGAAAGGAUGGAAUUGCUUGGUUGAUGUUGUGAUAGGGAGUUUUUUUCAUGAGGAGGUGCGAUUGACGGGGUUGUCAAGAUUGUGUAACUCGUCUCUCUUUUUGUUUAGGCUCAGAGAUGAGUUUUCAACGACGUGUGGCAUUAUUUUCUUUUUCAAUUAAUUCCUAUUUAGCAUCACAUGUCUUAUUUGAUUGCCUAAUAAAAAAAUCAAUUUGUAGAUUUGGGGAUUUUAAGAAGUACAUGAAAAAACUGAAUCACUGAAAUCUGCUGGAGUUAUAGGCGAGCGACAUUAUCCUCCUGAUGCGAACUGAAAUAAUAAAUAACUCAUAUUUCCUGGAGUGAAUAAUUCAGCAAUGGUUGGCCUCAAGACUAAAAUUUUAUCAGCAUAUUGCCGAUAUCGGUGAAUAAAUAUAAAAAUUGCCACCGGCAUACAUUUUCUGGUAUCGAUAUAUUUUCUCCAUGAUAAAAAAAACACUCAUUUGCUAUUCUUGCAGCGGCCGAGAGAAGCACCAUUCGAAACCGAUUGUUUUCCUGUUUGGGUUGCGCGGCAUGUUUGUGUAUUUUUGUUGAGUCGACAGAAAUGAGGUUGUUUUGUAUCUCUCUCUAUCUCUCUCUGGUGGAACAAAAAGCGAGACGUCUGUUUCCUGUGUAUCCAAACAGGCCCAUAAAUUAUUCCGCGCAUCAGCUGUAACCCCAAAGUUUGCGGCACCGCUGGCGGUCGGCUGGCUGGCUUUGCCUCUCGUUUCGACAUCCUCCAGUUCAGAUUUCGCUUUCGGCGGCGCGUGAAAAAUGCAAACGAGAGCUCUCUUUUCCUCGCUCGGCCAACAGCCUCGAGCAAAUUAAUUUUCAUUCCAUCAAUCCAGUUAUAUGCAUCAGCUGCAGUUGUUUUCGUUUUGGAGAGCUCGGGAAACGUGCGUGUCUGCUGUAGCUUGCGAUGCGAAAAGAGUGGAAUUUGGUGUCAAAUCAAGUAUAGCUGCUGGUAAUCACUGUUGGUGUAAUUCACGCCUAAAAACAAUAAAUUUAUACUGUGUAUGACAUAAAUAUGUAUAUGCAAUGAACAUGUAAAACAGCGAUUUGACGAAAAGAGGACCACUGAACUAUACACACACUCUAUAUGAUAUUACCGAGAAUGUCUAAAAGUGUAAGAAUAUGUCACUGUGUUUCGUUUCCGUUUAACAUUAAUAGCUCUCUUUUCCUUUAAAACCAAUUAUAGCAGCAGAAAACAUACAUACGAUAUAUAUUGUGAAAUGGAAAUUUUAAGAACCACCGCUCAAAUCAAUGAUUUUUGUCUUGAGUAUUUUUGCUUUACGCCAAAGACGAAUAAAAUAAAUGAUGACUAUAUAAAUAAAGUUAUUUUAACUCUGAAA
Molecule: messenger RNA, 4498 nt
Organism: Cloeon dipterum
Lineage: Eukaryota; Metazoa; Arthropoda; Insecta; Ephemeroptera; Baetidae
Product: protein O-mannosyl-transferase Tmtc2-like
Exons: 11
Coding region: 133-2637 (834 amino acids)
Biological process (GO): protein O-linked glycosylation via mannose
Cellular component (GO): endoplasmic reticulum membrane
Molecular function (GO): protein binding; mannosyltransferase activity
Source: RefSeq, a predicted model, not a curated record